This is a messenger RNA of Folsomia candida, 2313 nucleotides long. RefSeq names its product retinaldehyde-binding protein 1. The transcript is spliced from 9 exons. Bases 846 to 1745 code for a protein of 299 amino acids. Gene Ontology annotation, cellular component: membrane. The record is from RefSeq and is a predicted model, not a curated record. Gene Ontology annotation, molecular function: phosphatidylinositol bisphosphate binding. NCBI's taxonomy places the organism in Eukaryota, Metazoa, Arthropoda, Collembola, Entomobryomorpha, Isotomidae.
GUUUUGUUCUGUUACUUCCUUUCCUAUACCACCAAGCAGAAUAUUGUUACGAAUUUAUCAGCAUUACUACAAAACAAUACAUAUACCAAUCCUGCAUGAAUAUUACGGUUCACUUGCUUGCAAUAAAAUAUUCUAACAAGGGAAGACAAGUUGUGUAUAAGCUCAUCAACUUGAAUAAAGGAAGGAAUUAGGCGGUGCUGUUUUUCUGCAUGCACAUCCAUCCACACGUUUCACAUUGAAUUGUCUCGAAGAACACUAUCAAAAUUUGUGGAUUGGCUGGUAAUUGGUGUAAUUCCCCAAGAAGCAGGAGGCAAUGGGCAUAAUAUCAUCUUCCAAGCUAUGUAGGUGGUUGGACUUGAAGUUUUGACUUUGAAAAAUUAUUUCUUUAAUAGUCUUAUUGGUGGUGAGGAUAAGGAUAGGAAGGAAAUUGUCUUAUUGUGUGGUAUAUACAUACAUUCACUCGUAUUGCAACCCAUAAUUAUGCGUAUGUGUGGCGAAUGUUGUUAACUUUGUUGUGUCCAAGGCGUACGUUUGUAUGUAUAUGUAACUCGAGACAUGGCAUCAACCAGUCAUUUGGUCAUUGUCAUUGGUCUUGUGCAGUUAUUUAUGUUGGUGGUAAAAAUAAUUUAGUUUUGCGGUUUUAAGUUCGUUAUACUAUUCAAGAAACGUGCUGAACUAGUACAUAAAAUAAGUGCUCGAAGGAAGGAUAAUUAGUAGACGGAGGAAAAUAGUGAAUUUGCAGAGUCCAUAUAUAUAAAGACUGGAUUAAGAAGGAGCAAGAAGGAUAGCGGUCGGUUGCCUAAAUCUGUCAAUUUCAAACGAUUUUGGAAGGAACUUUGUUCAAAAUGACGCUGGGACCCGAACCACCCGCAGUCACGCCAAGUCUUCAGCGGUUGAGGAGUAAAGCCAAGCACGAAAUUGGCGAAAUAGAUGAUCUCAUUCCAGAACAAAUUGCCGCAAUCAGAACAGUUUUGUCAGAAGAGUCUUUAGUUAACGUACCACCAAAACAGUUCGACCCUUUCCUGCUACGUUGUCUAAGAGCGAGAAAAUUUGAUAUUCACCGUGCUGCAAAAACGUACAAAAAAUUCUGCUAUAUGAAUUACAACUUGAGCGAGAUUACGGACUACCUCCUCCCAUCGACGUAUAACGGUCUAAUACAUUCCAAAUUCAUUUCAAUCCUAAAAUCCGUCGAUGCCUCUGGUAGACAGAUCGUUUUUAUCCAAGUUCACAAAUGGCAUCAUGCCAAACACACCCUGGACGAAGCGCUGGGGACAUUGUUCAUGUAUAUCGACCAAGCCUUGGACUCUGUCGACACACAAUUGAACGGUAUCGUUGUUCUCGUUGAUUUUAAGGGAUUUGGUUUCGGCCAUGCAAGACAAGUAACCCCUGCGAAAGUGCAAGCUGUUGUCAACAUGGUUCAGGACUCGUACCCUGCAAGAUUUAAAGAAUUUCACUUUUACAACCAUCCCACCCUAUUCAAUAUGGUUUUCGCCCUGGCGAAGCCGUUUCUCAAGGAGAAGAUUAGAAAGCGGAUUUUCUUCCACGGACAUGACCUCGCCUCAGUUCACAGGAGCAUAAAUCCAGCCCUGCUACCAGCCUGCAUGGGUGGUGCCCUUCCAGAUAAUGCCUUCAUCGACGAGGAAGCCCUUGCCUUGCUGUUAAAAAAGGACGACUAUUUUAACGACAUGAAGGAAAAUUUCCUCCCGAUCUUGCAGGAACCUGAAUAUCCAGACUACAUCAAGUAGGCGGUAGCUGAUGCAGUGGAAUGCAUUAAGUUGUAUGAAAAAAAUAAUGCAAUUGUUUAAAAUUUAGUUCCAAGCUAGCCAGCAAGUUUUAUUGAUUGAGUAUUGUUCAUUUUGUUACCCGUGGUUUAUAGUCAAAUAGUCAUAAUAUUGUGACCUAAAUCCUACACUAGUAGGUAUACGUUGGUUAAUUUUAAUUUAAAAAACUGGGACCAGUUACAAAGAAAUAUUAGUUUACAGUUAAUCCUUGCUUUAAAACUUGUGAAGCCAAUGUAAAUAUGUGAUACUACUUUUAUUUGGCUUAAAUAAUAAGAACAAUUAUCAGUCUAAGAGUUUAAAAAGUGAAAAUGUGGAUAAGAUCAAGGGAGAAAUAUGCAUUUGUUUAAGAGAGAUUAAAAAUAUCUCUUAAUUUGUAAAAUGCAGGAAAUUUUAAUUGAAUUAUUCAAAAAUUCAAAGUUGUUGAACCAAAAAUUAAAAAAUGUACACAUUCCCGAGAAAUGGAAUUAAUUUGUAAACCAAAAUACGGAAGUGUCGAUGUUUAACAAACAAUAAAUUUUUACAGACAAGUAUG